ACUCCAUCUUCUCCAACGCAAUCAUCGCGUCCCACUAGUCCCCACAUUUCUCUCUUAAAACAUAACCACUCGCCUCUCUCCUUCUCUUUAAAGAAAAAAUACGCUAAAUAAAACCAGAUCUGACCCUCCUCUCUCUCUCUCUCUCUCUCUCUCUGUUUCUCAUUUCCGUUUCUUCUAAUUGAUAACAAUGGCAGCACGCGAAGAGAACGUGUACAUGGCGAAACUCGCCGAGCAAGCCGAGCGCUACGAGGAGAUGGUAGAGUUUAUGGAAAAAGUCUCCGCAUCGAUCGAUAACGAGGAACUGACAGUGGAAGAAAGAAACCUACUUUCGGUUGCGUACAAAAACGUGAUCGGUGCACGACGAGCGUCGUGGCGUAUUAUAUCGUCGAUUGAACAAAAGGAGGAGAGCAGAGGAAACGAGGACCACGUGUCAUUGAUCCGCGAUUAUCGGGCUAAAAUAGAGUCAGAGCUGUCGUCGAUCUGCGACGGGAUCUUGAAGUUGCUCGACACUAGGUUGAUUCCUUCUGCUGCUGCUGGUGACUCUAAGGUUUUUUAUUUGAAAAUGAAAGGUGAUUAUCAUAGGUAUCUCGCUGAGUUUAAAACUGGCGCUGAGAGGAAAGAAGCUGCCGAAAGUACCCUCACUGCUUACAAAUCUGCUCAGGAUAUUGCGAAUGCGGAAUUGGCUCCAACUCAUCCAAUUCGUUUAGGAUUGGCUCUUAACUUUUCUGUGUUUUACUAUGAGAUUUUGAAUUCUCCUGAUCGCGCUUGCAAUCUUGCUAAACAGGCUUUUGAUGAGGCAAUUGCUGAGUUGGAUACCCUGGGUGAGGAGUCAUACAAGGACAGCACUUUGAUUAUGCAACUUCUUCGUGACAAUCUCACUUUGUGGACCUCCGACAUGCAGGAUGAUGGUGCAGAUGAGAUUAAAGAAGCAGCACCCAAGCCUAGUGAUGAGCAGCAGUAAAGCUGCUUUAUUGCAAAUUAGGGUUGAACUUCUCCAUCCUAUGUUUUUAUUAGGAGAAGCUGCUUGUUGCUAAUUUGCUUGCUAUUCUGAGUUUCUAGGUAUUCUUGUCUUGGUUAUGAAUUGUGGACCAACCAAGCAUUUGUUUUUUGUUUUCUUUUUUCCUUAGUUUGUCAUGUCAAUUUGUGUCUUUGAAUGUGCCUUAUUUUCUUGAUGCUAUUGAAGCUCUUAUUUCUGCUCCUGGCGUUAAA
Ricinus communis (castor bean) is the source of this 1209-nucleotide messenger RNA. Its product is annotated as 14-3-3-like protein. Bases 188 to 961 code for a protein of 257 amino acids. The transcript is spliced from 4 exons. Lineage: Eukaryota; Viridiplantae; Streptophyta; Magnoliopsida; Malpighiales; Euphorbiaceae. Gene Ontology annotation, biological process: signal transduction. The record is from RefSeq and is a predicted model, not a curated record. Gene Ontology annotation, cellular component: cytoplasm.